Molecule: messenger RNA, 1827 nt
Organism: Oryzias latipes (Japanese medaka)
Lineage: Eukaryota; Metazoa; Chordata; Actinopteri; Beloniformes; Adrianichthyidae
Biological process (GO): regulation of transcription by RNA polymerase II
Molecular function (GO): DNA-binding transcription factor activity; RNA polymerase II cis-regulatory region sequence-specific DNA binding
Source: RefSeq, a predicted model, not a curated record
GCUAUUUGUUUAUGCAUCUCUAGGUGCCGAAGAAAUUCACACUAUUUCUUUGAAAAUAAGCUUUAACUAAAUGCUUUACAUAUGGAUAUUUUUGAAAAACAAGAAUCCGAUUUCUGCAAAGUCGAUGUUCCACAGCUGCAUGUACGCAAGGAAAAGAAAGUUAAGGGAAGUAACUCUGUUCAGGGGGAACGAGAACCUCCACAAAACAAAGAGGAAGAGAAAGAACUGUGCAGCAGCCCAGAAGAAGAGCAGGAGAUCAAGACAGACCAUGACGAAAUAUUUGUAAUUCAGGUUGAAGACCUCUCUGAGAAAAACAUCUGUCAAGAGACUGAUGAUGAGCAGCUUCUCUGGAAGCAGGAGAGGAGCUCCAGUCUGGAUGAAGAGAAACCAGAGCUUCCACUGAUCAAAGAGGAGCAGGAGGAGAACUGCAUCGGUGAAGAAGAUCAGCUUGGACUGAAGCAGGAAAAUGAUGAUUUCAUGGUCACUGAGGAUGAUCAGGAAAACAUGGACUCCAACCCAGAACCAAGAGAGAACCCAGUUCUGGAAGGAAACCCUCAGAUCAGAAACAUUGGUCACCUUUUAGGCAACUCUUCCACAUUAGAGAGUCGCUGUCAAACAGACACAGAUGAAAUCAUGGAUGUUCUUAAAUGUUCCGUUUGUGGAAAAACCUUCACUCAUUCACACGUGAAUCAGACCCAGGUGAAGCAACUUGAUGUAAUCCACCCUGGAGUGACACUAGGCCUUUGUGAAGCCUGCAGAAACAGACUGGAUCAAGGUGAUGCUGUGACCGUCCAGCUGAACGCUCCUUCAGAUAAGAAGUCGCAUUCCUGCAAAGUGUGUGGAAAGGUUUUUACUGGACGGGGUAAAUUGAUGACUCACAUGAAAAUACACACAGGUGAGAGGCCCUUUUCAUGCGAAACAUGUGGCAAAAGUUUCAUUCAAAGGAGCGAUUUAACUGUCCAUACAAGAUCUCACACAGGUGAAAAGCCAUUUUCUUGUGAAAUUUGUGAAAAGGCGUUUAGUUAUGCCCAUGGUUUAAACACACAUUUAAGGACUCACACAAAUGAAAGGCCGUACUCCUGUGAAAUGUGUGGAAAGAAUUUCAUCCGAAAUAGUAACCUGACAGACCACAUGAGGACUCACACGGGCGAGAAGCCUUUUACUUGUCAAACAUGCCGAAAAGCUUUCCGUCAUGCCUACAGUUUGACACAACACAUGAGAACUCACACAGGCGAGAAGCCUUUUUCUUGUGAAGUGUGCCAAAAAGCUUUCCGUCAUGCUUACGGUUUAGCCUACCACAUGAGCAUCCACACAGGUGAAAGGCGUCAUUCUUGUAAAACAUGUGGGAAAAGGUUUUUUGCGUCCUCUUCAUUAACCGUCCACAUGAGGACUCACACAAACGGGAAGAUUCUUUGUUGUAAAUUAUGUGGAAUCUGUUUCGAUGAAAGGGAUGCUUUGACCGCUCAUAUGAAAGUUCACACAUCCGAGGAGCCAUAGUUUGAAAUUACAAAAAAAGAGACAUUUGUGUGCAAUAUUUAGGAAUGAAGCAAAAUGUUGGAUAGUUAAUACACAUUUUUUCUAUCCAGUAGAGACAUUUAUCAGGAUUUACAUAAAUUAAAAAUGGAUUUCUCACAUGAAGAUUUUGGGUAUAGAUUACCUAUUAGUUGAAUUGUGUAAGAUUUUGCAUUAGAGUAUGACAGAUGACUGAAAGUACAAACGUUUUUUGUUUUUUUUCAUUUAUGUGUGGUUUAAACUUUUUAUGUGUGUUUUUUAAUAAUAUGUAAUUAAUCAGAACUGUAAUAAACUGCUGAUGAAGAUGAACUUUUU